CUUCUGCUCUGUGCUGGGAGUUCACUUGCAGAAGAUUUCUUUUCACCAAAUGUGAACAUUAUUGCUGAGCUCGAGAAACUGAAAACCAUGGAUGAAACGAUAAAAAAAUUAGAAGAAACACUGUCCAAAGUAUUGAGUGAGAAGGAAGUCAAAAAGGUCGCCUUUUCUGUUGGACUUCUGGAAUCUGGAACAGGACACACUGGGCCAACUAACUCUCAAAAAACUCUGGUCUACAAGAAAGUCUUUAGCAAUAUUGGCGGUGCUUAUGACUCAAAUACUGGUAUUUUCACAGCACCAAUCAAAGGAGCCUAUUACUUAAGAUUUUAUGGUCAUUGUCAUGGUGGAACAACAGUGGCAGUCAGUCUCGUAAAGAACGGUGCAACCCAGUGCUCUCUGCAUGAUUGGAAGCCUGCCUCCAAUGGAAAUGCCAGCAAUGGUGUGGUUCUCACACUGGAGAUUGGGGAUCAAAUUUCUACACGUCUUUGGGCAAACACCUGGGUUUAUGAUGACCCAGCAAGUUACACCAGUUUUGGUGGUUUUCUGAUUUUCCCCUUGUGAAUGUUUGAAUCUUGUAGCUCAUAUCCAGUGCAGGAUGCAAUGUGAAACAAUUAUUGUAAUUGAACCUAAUUGUUCCUGUAUAAGUAAACCGCAUUCUAGUAAAGAAGAGGCAUAAAUAUGAGGAGAUCAUUGCUUUUUAGUUAGCCUCCAAAAAAAAAAAAAAAAAAAACCUAGAAGAAUAAAA
Molecule: messenger RNA, 742 nt
Organism: Carassius carassius (crucian carp)
Lineage: Eukaryota; Metazoa; Chordata; Actinopteri; Cypriniformes; Cyprinidae
Product: complement C1q-like protein 4
Exons: 3
Coding region: 88-558 (156 amino acids)
Molecular function (GO): protein binding
Source: RefSeq, a predicted model, not a curated record